AUGGAUGGGCUCCAGCAGAACAGCAUGCCGAGUUCCGACCAUGGCAGCUUCAUUACCUCGAUCAUGAGCUCCGCCAAGGGCGUGGCCGUUUUCCUCUUGCAGCGCUGGUUCAUCCUCGCGGCCGUGCAGGGCACACAAGAUUUGCCCAGCCACAGACGCAACCCGCGCCAAAGCCAAAGCCAACUUCUCGUGGAUGGCCAUGCAAAGCACGACGAGCUCUUCCGGACGCUUGGAGAUCGAUCGUCAUGUCGAGACGGUGAUCCCGCAUCCGCAGAGAGCUUCUUAUCAUUGUUGAUGCAGAGCUCCAAUGGGAAAGCCAAGACGGUAGCAUGCACCAUGUUGAUUGAUGCUUACGGCAAGUUCGGAGAUGUCAAAGGUGCCGAGAAGUUCCUUGCAGGUUUUGAGAACAUGUUUUUUCGUAGCAAGACAGCUUUGGUCAACUCCAGGUUCAUGUACUUGAUGCAGGCUGGCAAGGUCGAACCGUCAGUCGUGAGCUUUGGCGCGAUGAUGGAUGCCUGUGCUAAGGCAGGGCAGCCACUUAAGGCAAUUGAGUGGCACCGCGCAAUGCUCAAGAAGGGAUUCUCCCCAAACGUUCGGACCUUCACGGCCAUGGUCAAUGCGUAUGCAAAGGCUGGAGAUGUCAAUGGCGCCCUCGGCGCCAUGCAGGACAUGGAGAGUUGCGGAGUGAGAGCCGACACUGUGAGCUACAGCAGUUUACUAGACGCAUGUGCCAGGCAGGGCAAUACGGUAUGUGCCAAGAAAGUGUUUGCCCUUAUGCAGCAGCGGAACAUCCGGCCGAACAUCGUGACGUACACGUCUUUGGCUCAAGCAUUCGCCAAGAGGGGCAUGUGGUAUGAAGUGGAGGUCUUGGGUGAUAGCUUGGAGCAGGAAGGGCUCCACGUGAACGACUUCUUCUUAUACACGCUUUUGAUCGCAUACGCGAAGGCAACUCCCAAGCAAACAUCGAAGGCUGAGGAAGCCUUUCUAAGGCUUGUCAAGACAGGGCGGGUGGAGCUCAACAGUCACAUUAUGAGUGGACUCCGUCGUGCCGUCGGCCGCAGCCGUUGUGAUUAUCUCGUGCGGCAGGCAGAGAUGCGCCACCGCGCAUAUGAAUUUGAAAGUAGCUGGAAUGCUAGUUAG
Messenger RNA from Symbiodinium pilosum, 1140 nucleotides. The record is from the annotation of a GenBank genome assembly. Lineage: Eukaryota; Dinophyceae; Suessiales; Symbiodiniaceae.